AUGGAUACCAAGGGGGAGAGCUUUCCUAAACAAAGGCAAGUCUUGAUUCUUUAUUUCUUGCUGGGAGAGGCUCUGGCAGGUUGGGAAUCCCGUCGCUAUUCCGUGAUGGAAGAAACAGAGAGCAGCUUCUUUGUGGCCAACCUGGCCAAAGAUCUGGGGCUAGAAGUGGAGGAGCUAGCUGCACGGGAAGCCCGGGUGGUCUCUGAGGAAAACCAACUCGCCUUGCUGCUUGAUCUGCAGACUGGUGAGUUGAUAUUAAAUGAGGAACUGGACAGGGAGGAACUGUGUGGCCCCACCGAUCCUUGCAUAAUGCAUUUCCAAGUGUUACUAAAAAAACCAAUGGGGGUAUUUCGAGCUGAACUACUUGUAAGAGACAUAAACGAUCAUUCUCCUGAGUUUCCUGAAAGAGACAUGACACUGAGAAUCUUGGAGAACAGCCCUCCUGGCACUGUGUUUUCUUUGAAAAAAGCCCAAGACUUGGACGUGGGCAAUAACAACAUUCAAAAUUACAAUAUCAGUCCCAAUUCUCAUUUCCAUAUUUUUACCCGCAAUCGGGGGGAUGGCAGAAAAUACCCAGAGCUAGUCCUGGACAAAGAACUGGAUCGAGAGGAGCAGGCAGAAUUCAGAUUAACCCUCACAGCUCUGGAUGGCGGCUCUCCACCUAGAUCUGGUACGGCGCAGGUCCACAUCUCGAUCUUGGAUGUCAAUGACAAUGCUCCUGAGUUUGCACAAGUGCUCUACCAGGUGCGAGUCCCAGAGAACAGCCCUGUGGGGGCGCUGGUUGUCAAGGUCUCUGCUAGUGAUUUAGACAUUGGGACAAAUGGAGAGAUAUCCUACUCCCUUUUUUAUAGUUCACAGGAGUUAAGCACAACUUUUGAGCUAAACAGUCUUUCAGGAGAAGUUCGACUUAUUAAACAACUAGAUUUUGAGACAAUGACCUCUUAUGAACUGGAUAUAGAGGCAUCGGAUGGUGGGGGACUUUCUGGAAAAUGUUCUGUCUCCAUUGAGGUAAUAGAUAUUAAUGACAACUUUCCAGAAAUAACUGUUUCAUCACUUACCAGUCCUAUUCCUGAAAACUCCCCUGAGACCGAAGUGGCCUUGUUUAGGAUUCGGGACCGCGACUCAGGGGACAACGGGAGGAUGAUUUGCUUCAUAGAGGAUCAUCUCCCUUUCUUUUUGAAACCAUCUCAAGAGAAUUUCUACACCCUAGUAACAAAUGGGGCGCUAGACAGAGAAAGCCAGUCCCAGUACAACAUCACGAUCACCGCCUCGGACAUGGGCACCCCCAGGCUGCAGACCCAGCACAACAUCACAGUGCUGGUGUCCGACGUCAACGACAACGCCCCCGCCUUCAGCCAAAACGCCUACACGCUGCUGGUGCGCGAGAACAACAGCCCCGCCCUGCACAUCGGCAGCGUCAGCGCCACCGACGCCGACGCGGGCACCAACGCCCAGCUCACCUACUCGCUGCUGCCCGCCCCGGGCCCCGCCGGCCGCGCGCUGCCCGCGCCCGCCGCGCUCGUGUCCAUCAACGCCGACAACGGCCAGCUGUUCGCGCUGCGCUCACUCGACUUCGAGGCGCUGCGGGCCUUCGAGUUCCUGGUGGGCGCCACCGACCGAGGCGCGCCCGCGCUGAGCGGCCAGGCGCGGGUGCGCGUCGUGGUGCUGGACGACAACGACAACGCGCCCUUCGUGCUGUACCCGCUGCAGAACGCGUCGGCGCCCUGCACCGAGCUGGUGCCCCGCGCGGCCGACGCGGGCUACCUGGUCACCAAGGUGGUGGCGGUGGACGGCGACUCGGGCCAGAACGCCUGGCUGUCGUUCCAGCUGCUCAGGGCCACGGAGCCCGGGCUGUUCGGCGUGUGGGCGCACAACGGCGAGGUGCGCACCGCCCGGCCGCUGGGCGAGCGCGACGCGCCCAGGCACCGGCUGGUCGUGCUGGUCCGCGACAAUGGCGAGCCGCCGCUGUCGGCCAGCGUCACGCUGCACGUGCUGCUGGUGGACGGCUUCUCGCAGCCCUACCUGCCGCUGCCCGACGCGGCGGCGCCCGACGCGCAGGCCGACCGGCUCACCGUCUACCUGGUGGUGGCGCUGGCCGCCGUGUCGUCGCUCUUCCUCCUGUCUGCGCUGGCCUUCGUGGCGGCGCGUGUGUGCGCGAGGAGCGGGGCGGCGGCGCGGGGAGGCUCGCCGGGGCCCGAGGGCCACUUCCCUGGCCACCUGGUGGACGUCAGCGGCGCCGGGACGCUGUCCCACAGCUACCAGUAUGAGGUGUGUCUUUCGGGGGACGCUGGGACAAAUGAGUUCAAGUUCUUAAAGCCUGUUUUCCCCAAUAUUGUUAGUGAAGACUCAGAAAGAAAUGAGGAAAUUGUGAUUGGAUACUGGAGGAAAGGGAAUCCUUAUUAUACAAUGAUAUAA
Messenger RNA from Condylura cristata (star-nosed mole), 2415 nucleotides. Its product is annotated as protocadherin beta-15-like. NCBI's taxonomy places the organism in Eukaryota, Metazoa, Chordata, Mammalia, Eulipotyphla, Talpidae. Gene Ontology annotation, cellular component: plasma membrane. The record is from RefSeq and is a predicted model, not a curated record. Bases 1 to 2415 code for a protein of 804 amino acids. Gene Ontology annotation, biological process: homophilic cell-cell adhesion. The transcript has 2 exons. Gene Ontology annotation, molecular function: calcium ion binding.